This is a messenger RNA of Euleptes europaea (tarantolino), 6078 nucleotides long. Its product is annotated as collagen alpha-6(VI) chain-like. Bases 1 to 6078 code for a protein of 2025 amino acids. Lineage: Eukaryota; Metazoa; Chordata; Lepidosauria; Squamata; Sphaerodactylidae. The transcript is spliced from 28 exons. The record is from RefSeq and is a predicted model, not a curated record.
AUGGCCAAAGGGAAGCCCCGCGGCCGCCGCUGCUGCCCGCUCGGCGCUUCCUCUUCCUUGGAGGCACCGCGGCGCUCUAGCCCCGCCCCUCCAAUGGGGACUUCCCCAGGGCGGCCGCCCAGAAACGUUGACGUCACGGCUCCCAGGAGCGGCCGUAGGCGCUCGAGCGCGACGCAGAACCCGCCCCUCCGUUUUCUGCGCGUGCGCGCCGCGGCUUUCUCCGGCGACGCCCCUUUUUGGGGCGGGCGUGUGGGGGUGAUGACGUCGAGCUCGGAGCGGCGGGCGGAAAAAACUUCUACCAUUGAGUUUUUUCCCAAAUACCAGAGUGUCUCCCUCGGUGACGGGGACAUGAUGAUGUCACUUUCGGAAGGGAUGUCACCACCUGAUGAUGUAGAGGCGGGUGUAAGGCUUAAUGAUUUCCUGAAGAAGAAGGGCAGCUCUGAAAAAGAAAAAGCCUACAGGACAGACUACAGGAGGAAGAGCAUCUCCAGGGAGCUUAUUCCACUUGGUGGGAGCCCUAUAGAGAAGGAACUGGCUCUUGUAGUCUGCAGGAAGGCUUCUGUCGCAGACCUUGUGUUCCUGGUGGAUGGAUCAUGGAGUAUAACCCAGCAAAACUUCAAAAUCAUACAAGAAUUCUUGUACACCCUGGUUAACAGCUUUGACAUUGGGGAAGAUAAAGUCCAGAUUGGUCUGAUUCAAUACAGCGAUCAACCCCGCAACGAGUUCUUCUUGAACACUUACCAGCGCAAAGAGGACAUCUUGCACAAGAUACAAAACUUGCAUUACAAAGGAGGGGGUACCAAAACAGGAGAGAGUUUGCAGUUUAUGCUGGACACUCAGUUCAAUGAAAUGGCGGGAAGUCGACGCAACGAAGGCGUCCCCCAGAUUGCGGUGGUGAUAACGGACGGGCAAGCUCAGGAUAACAUCCGUGAACCAGCGGAGGCAGUUAAGAAUGCAGGCAUCACGCUUUAUGCCGUAGGCAUCAAAGAUGCUGUUUUGUCUGAGCUUCAGGAAAUUGCUAGUGACCCAGAUGAACUGCAUGUUUAUAGUGUGGUAGAUUUUGCUGCUCUGCAGGGUAUCUCCCAAAAAAUAAUUCAGGUGCUUUGUACUACAGCAGAGGAAGUUUCUGGACAAAUUAACCAGGUUUCUCAAGUGUGCACAAAAGCCACUGUGGCUGACAUUGUUUUUCUGGUAGACAGUUCAACCAGCAUUGGUGAAGACAAUUUUGAGGAGGUGAAAAACUUCCUCAGCGUCCUGGUUUCUAAUCUUGACGUUGGCCGUGACCAGGUUAGAAUUGGUUUGGCUCAGUAUAGCCGCAAGACCUUCAAGGAGUUUCUGCUCAAUCAGUAUGCUCUGAAAAGCGACAUUCUGGAACUUAUACGGAAUUUGACCUUCCGGCGUGGAAGCACUUACACAGGGGCCGCGUUAGAUUUCGUCAGGGCUGAAUACUUCACCAAAUCCGCUGGAAGCAGAGCUCAGGAAAACAUCCCACAAGUACUCAUUCUCAUCACAGACGGAGAAUCGAAGGAUGACGUCAAAGUGCCCGCCAGGAAACUGAAUGCAAGAGGAAUCUCUGUUUAUGUGGUGGGGAUUGGUAUCCAAGACACCACUCAGGUCGAGGAAAUUGCCAGCAGGCCUUCUCAUAAGUUUUUGUUCAAAAUUGACAGCUAUGGUAUCCUUCAAGAACUUGCUAGAAAUUUUCUCCAAACGGUUUGCUUUGAAGUAGGGAGCCAAAUGAAAGUUUGUUCCAGUGCAUCUGUAGCAGACAUUGCAUUCCUUGUGGAUGAAUCCAGUCGGGUUGGUGAAAAGAAUUUCCAGUUGACCAGGGCUUUUCUACUCAGGAUUAUUAAUGCUCUGGAUAUUGGUCCAAAUAAUGUACAAGUUGCCUUGGUACUUUACAGUGAUGUGCCAAGAUUAGAAUUCACUCUGGAUACAUUUGAAGAUAAAUUAAAAGUCCUGAACUAUGUGAAAAGGUUGCGCUUCCGUGGUGGGCGACCAUACACGGGCGCUGCUAUAGACUUCCUUAGGAAAGAGGUUUUCACUAAGAAGGCAGGUAGCAGGAGGGAUCAAGGAGUACAGCAGUUGGCCGUGGUGAUCACUGAUGGCUACUCAUUAGAUACAUUCAUUGAACCUGCAUCCCGUCUUCGACGUAGUGACAUUACCAUGUAUGCUGUGGGCAUCCAAAAUAUCCCAGAGAGCUCCCUGCUACAACAAAUUGUAACGCAUCCCCCAAGGAAACAUGUCACCAACAUGGAAUUAUUUUUGAAGCAACCAGACAUUGAAUGGAAGAUAAAGGAACGGCUUUGUAACGGGAUUGUGGAAAGAGCAUUUGUAACUCCAGUGCGGUACCGUACCUUGAAGGAAGGCUGCGAGCAGACUGAGGAAGCAGACAUUUAUUUCCUGAUUGAUGGAUCGGGCAGCAUCUUCCCAAAGGACUUUGACGACAUGAAAGCCUUCAUGAAUGAAAUGGUUGAUGCGUUUCAGGUUGGCGCCAAUAGGGUUCGGUUUGGGGUCGUUCAAUACCAAGGUUAUGCAAAACUGGAGUUUGAGAUUGGACAGUACAAAACGAAGACAGACUUAAGGAAAGCCAUCGAUGCGAUCAAGCAGAUGGGCCAUGGUACUUACACCGGAAGAGCUUUGGAGGUAAUGAAGAGCCUGUUUAAGAAGGCUGCCAGGGAAAAUGUUCCAAAGUACCUCGUCCUUAUUACAGAUGGUAUAUCCGACGAUGAUGUGACUAGACCAGCACUGGAACUGCAAAAGGAAGGGAUAAUGAUAUAUGCUAUUGGUGUCAGGAAUGCUAGCAAAACACAGCUGGAACAGAUAACUGGGGAGAAAAACCAAACAUUUCUUGUGAAUGAAUUUGAUUCUCUAAAACGCAUUAAACAUGAUGUGGUGCGGGAGAUCUGCUCUCCUAAAGCAUGUAAGAACUUGAAAGUUGACAUUAUUUUCCUAAUUGACACCUCCGAAAGUAUGAAUGCAACUCAGUUUAACCUGACAAAGGACUUCAUGCAGGCGAUUAUAAAUCAAUCUGAUAUUGGUGCUGAUAAGGUUCAGAUUGGACUGCUCAAGUACAGCACCGCAGCAGAACUUGAAUUCCGUCUCAACACAUACAGGACCAAGGAUGCCCUGAGAGAUGCAAUAUCUAAAGUGACGCAGAUUGAAGAGGGAACUAAAACAGGGAAUGCUCUACAGCAUGCCUCUCGUUACUUUGACGCAUCUGAAGGAGGACGGCCGGAAGUAAAGCAGCAUCUCAUUGUGGUCACAGAUGGAGAAUCUAAGGACAAAGUGGAGGAACCCGCAACAAAACUCAGGGAAAAAGGAAUCAUCAUCCAUGCUGUCGGAAUAGUCAAAGCAGUCUACUCUGAGCUGAGACAGAUUGCUGGAAUGGCAGAUCGAGUGUAUAUGGAGGACAGCUACGAAUCCCUUACUCAUUUGGAAAAGACAAUAUUAUUUUAUGUUUGCAACCCUGACGCAGGAUGCCGAAAACCUGAAGUUGCAGAUGUCAUCUAUGUAGUGCACGGGUCGACCAAUACGCAUUUCCAGGGUAUGCGACAGCUCAUGGCGGCAGUUGUAAAUGACUCCGUGGUUGGAAAAGGCUACGUCCAGUUUGGGGCUGUUGCCUAUAGCAAUCGUCCUGUAGAAAAAUUUUCCCUGAAUAAGUUCUCAACUAAGGAAGAAGUCGGGAAAGCUGUUUAUAGCAUGAGUUCUUUGAACGGACAGGCCUUCACAGCAAAAGCUUUGAAUUUUGCAAGGGAAAGGUUUGAUGCAGCUUACAGUGGCCAGACAUCCCCGCCUGACACUGCACGGUUCGUUGUGCUUAUCACUGAUGCGCCGACGGCAGAUAGACCCGAUCUUCCUGCAGCAGUAGAGGCUUUGGAGAAAAAAGGAAUCAAGCUCAUUGCCAUUGGGACAGAGGCUGCAGAUGCAGAAGAACUCAAAGACAUGGUUGGCGAUGAGGGGUGGAGUUUUUUUGCUCCAAGUUAUGGCACGCUGGAAAGCUAUCGCCAAAAUAUAACUCAUAUUCUAUGUGACAAAUCAAAACCAGCUUGUGGCACUCAGCAGGCAGACCUUGUGUUCCUGGUUGACGGAGCAAAAAGCAUAACACCAUCUAAUUUCACUGUGAUGAAGACGUUCAUGAAGAACAUUGUGAACAGCUUUCUCAUUGCUGAGAACAAAAUCCACAUUGGGGUGGUCCAGUACAGCGAUGCUCCUCAGACUGAAUUUUAUCUCAACGAAUUCUACAGUGACACUGAGAUCAAGAGGAAAAUCGAAAACAUGGCCCAGUUAGAGUCGGCCACCUUCACCGGCAGAGCCCUCAGGUUCGUCAAAAGCGUCUUUCAGCCUGCCAACGGGGGCCGGAAGGACCAGGGAGUGUUGCAAUCCCUCGUUGUCGUGACUGAUGGAAAGUCCGAUGACGACGUGAAUGAGGCGGCCAUUGCUCUGAGGAAUUAUGGGAUCAACAUUUUCUCGGUAGGAAUAGGAAAAAAUCUUUCAGAGUCCUUUGAGCUGAAUCAAAUCGCUGGUAGGCCUGACAGAGUAUUCAGGGUGAUUAACUUCAAUGAACUGGAAACAAUCGAGAAGAGCAUCUUCAAGGAAAUCUGUGACGUUGCAGAUCAGCCCCGAGACUGCGAUAUUGACAUUUCUGUAGCAGUCGAUAGUUCCAGGCAUGCAUCAACAAUGCGUUUGAAGCAGUUAAUGCAAACACAACUCCUCAGGCUAGUGCCUGCAAUGGCUUCCAUGAUCAAUAUCAGUUGCCCAGUUGAGCCUCCUAUGAACAUCAGGUUUAGGUACCAAGUGUUUGCUGGAAAUGGUCGGUCCUUGUUCGACUCCAACUUUGAAGUUUAUGAUGAAGAGAUCAUUCAGAAAUUCCUGGAAGUGCAAACCACUAUGAACACUUACUUGAAUACAAACUUCCUAGAGGCCUUUUGGGACAGCUCCUUCAGUCUGGCCUCUACAAGAGUGAAGGUCCUCGUAGUGUUUACAGAUGGACCAGAUGAUAGUAUACAAAACCUCAAAGCGACUGCAGACUCUCUUCGCAAACAAGGGCUUGAUGCGCUUUUAAUGAUUGGCCUGGAAAAUGUUGAGAACUACAACGAACUUCAGCAAACAGAGUUUGGUAGAGGUUUUGGAUAUCGGGAACCCUUGCAGAUUGGAAACCCGUUACUUCCAAGCACCUUGUGGAGACAAAUUGACUCGAUUGCAGAACGCAAAUGCUGCAAGGCUUGCUGCAAGUGCUUUGGAGACGAUGGGCAGGGGGGUCAUCGUGGACCUCCUGGAAUAAAGCUUUUGCAGUUUGAAAAGGAGGGAUCGGCUUUCAAGGAUCACCUGGCCACCCUGGUGAUGAAGGAGGAACUGGGGAACGUGGUCCACCAGGUUUCGAAGGGAAACGAGGAGAAGCAGGUUGCCUUGGGCAACGGGGUCAGAAGGGAGCAAGAGGAUAUCGAGGAGUUAAAGGUGAAAAUGGACAUGACGGUCUUGAUGGGAUACCUGGAGAGGAGGUAUCGUCUAAAUGGAAAUGCGGUGUUGAUGGUGAAUGGUUCAAAUAGGGAUAUUCUGGAAUUGACAAUGAUGACCUUGGUCCUCCAGGUCAAAGUGGAAGGCCAGGGUGGCGGGGAGAGCCAGGAGCUGAUGGCAGACGAGGAGGAGCAGGACAGCAAGGUUCAAAUGGUUUACCAGGAGAAGAUGGGGGACCAGGUCAUAUUGGUGAACCUGGACUGCAAGGCCAACAGGGUUCCCCAGGCCGCCAAGGCGUACCGGGACUUCCAGGAGCACAAGGUUUACUGGGCCCCCAAGGUAACCCAGGAAUCAUGGGAGAAAGUGGCUCUCAAGGGAACCCAGGACACAGGGGACCAAAGCAAUCGCUACUGUGGGCUCCAUCUGCGAUUUGAGGCAGUACAGCCCAGUGAGAACUUAGCCAUACAGCCCAUUCCUGAGGGACUGGACGGUAAAGAUGACUAUGGAGCACCAGGAAAGAAAGGAGCAAAGGGAGAAGAUGGUGAUCUAGGCGUUCCAGGCGAUAAAGGCAUCAAAGGAAUUAGAGGACGGGUGAUGAUGAUAAACAUUCCUGGCUAUCUUUGA